GGCUGAACGUUAUCAUUUGUGUAUACUGAUUUUAGUGCAUUUUAGUGGGAAUUGAGAACAGAAAUGAGUUUUAAAUCAAUUAUUUUCGCGUAAUUUGAUUGAAUUUAUUCUUUAAAAGUCUUCAAAAUGCUUUUUAAAUGUUGUGCUUGUAAUUUCAAGGGAAAUUAUAUGAUAAGGGUGGCCGAAAGUUUCAAUUUUCAAUUCCCAUAAGAUGAAUUAUUAUGCCGGUAUAUCUUUCAUGUUUCUCGCGAACAAUAUUGAUGGUUAAGUUUAAAUAAAUAAUUCUUUUCGUGUAAUUGUUUCGGUAUAUUACAUCUUAUUAAUUCAGCUGUGAUUGAUGUUCGUGUGUAAUAAUCAUUUUCUAUCAAAAACUUCGAACUGAUCGGAAUCUGUUCGUUGGAAUUCUACGUUCUACGUUGCUUUGUUACUUAUUGUCUGCUUCAGGAAGUAUGAUCUAAAAUGUAGUAGUACAGUAAUCUUUCAACUUUCAAUAAUUAAAUAUCAGUAUUUCAAACAAUAUUAGUUGUUUCAUUUUCAAUACAAGUGGGCAUUGUACUGUCACUAUUGUACGUAAUUCGAAUGAACAAUGAACACAUGAUCCGAUCAUCGAAGUACAGUACAGGUUUUCUAAGUCUUGUUGUUGGAAAUUCGCCGAUUCCUGUUAUUCCAUAUUCAAUAUUACUAAGGUACAUAGGUGAAUUUCGAUCACUGAUCAUAGUUAUUGCUAAUAGUUUUGAAAAGGCUGGAUUUAAUUUAACACUUGUGUUAUCAGUCAGUGUUAUGUAUACUCGAUCUUUAAAUCAGAAUAGAAUGCAAUUUUGAGCGAGUAAAAGGUUAUUUGAGAAUAGAAAAGUGAUCUACGAUUCAUGCAGAACAUUUUUUCAUACUCAAACACCCAUGUAUUCACUCAAAAUUCCAUUCUAUUCCAAUUUUAAAAGCGUAGUACUGGCGCGCACUGAACUUUGAACUUUCAUAUUUAUCGACGCACCAAAGGAAAAGUUUCGAUUUAGGUCUACGAUUGUAGGGCAUGAAAUGUAGAUUGUUUUUCACCCAUAAAAUACCUAUGUGCUCAUUAAAUUUUUUGAGUAAUUAAUGAAAAACUAUGAGAAAAUGUACUUUUCCCAUAAUAUGCCAUCCUAACUUCAGCCUACUGGAGAAUUGUCAACGUCGCAAUCCAGUUUUGCGCUGAGGCCUUAUGUAGAGGUGGUAUUGCUUCUACACGCAAUCAUGAUGGAUUAGGAUCAUACGUGCGGUAAGUGGGGUAAGGUAAGAGACGAGUUCGCGCAAUGCGCAGAGGCAUUCUUUACAAACUCGAUUUGGGAGGUUUGCAUCAAAUAUUUGCUUGAAUUCCGAUUGGAAUCGCAGUCCAGAUAGGGAAUAAAAGGUCGAUGCUCUGGCUGGACUCGAACCAUCGAUAUUACACUAAAUGGAUACCCAGCAAGUCCAUUUACCCCGCGUCAAUGAACAACGACGAAGCUUAGGGGCUUAUUUGGUUAUUGAUGCGACUUUUUUCUGCGCAUGGUAUCUGAUUGGUUAAUUUUGAUUUUGAAUUCAAAUUUGGUGGCCACGUAGAUCCGCGUAAAUUUGAAGUUGAUCGCCUCUUCCCCCUUGCAAAACAUUUCGAUGGGCAUCACUUGCGCCGAACGGAUGCGCCUCAAUAACCUCACCUUUCCCCUGUGAACUUCGUGAGCACUGCAUUUCCCACCCGCCUCUCUAUACGCUGUGUAUCCAUUUAGUGUAAUAUCGAUGACUCGAACGCGGGUUCCUUGUGUGACAGCCCGAUGCUAUACCAACUAUAUACGCCACCGCGUGAGGGGAGUUGCUAUUCGCCCCACACUUCGAUACACGUUCGCGAAUGAUUCAAAUAACUUGGAAAAUUAUUUUAUUUCUUAUCAAAUAUUCACUAAGAUAUCAUAUGUAAUGAUUUCGAAGAUCAAUUCGUUGCUGUGUGUUUCAAUUAAAUGUAAUAAGAUGUGACCACCGUUUUACAAAUUAAUAAUUAUUUUAACAUGAAGUGGAGAAAAAUUCCUAAAUCAUGUUCACAAUUCGUGUUAACAUUGAUCUUUAUUCUCGUCCAUCUUAUCUUUACCGGCAUGCCAUCCAUUCAAGAAUUUGAAGAAAAACUUCAACUCGUUUCCUCAAAAUUUCAAAUACAGGAGGAUUUCUAUUCCUUGGAAAUAGAUGGAGAGAAUAAUUUCAAAAAAUUGGAUUCCGUAUUGAAGGAACAUGGCAUUGAUUAUGUGGUUCGCCACUCAUAUUUGAAUCGUCGCAAAAAGGAAACGAAAAGUCGAUUGCUCUGGCAAGAUGAUGUGCUGUUUGUUAUCAACAAUGUAAUUAGAAAAACCUGCGCCCUCGGGCCCAAGAAAAUCGCUAAAAAGAAAACUACUACUCAUGUUGAGAAUGGCCAUCCUACUGGCAAAAAGAAAAGGUUCCGAUUACAACCUAGUAGGAAAAUAAGCUGUCCGGCGCGAAUGAAAAUUACGGAAGUACUGUGCUAUCCGGAGUAUAGAAUUUGUGAAAAUGCAAGCAAUGUUCGUAAACUGAAGGCUGAAAAAUUGAAACUAUUGGCCGGAGUUCUGCAAACUGAAUCGCUCGUAAUAACUGAAAAGAAAUUUCGAAUCACUUUGAGCAAACCAUCCGUUCACAGCCAUUCUAAUUGGUCUUCAUUCCUCAACCAACAGCUAAGUAAUGAACUAAAAGAUAAAGUUAACCAAUAUGUUAAUGAAGGAAUUACGCAUAUUCGAACUAUACAAAAGUUGCUUAAAAGUUAUGUGGAGAAUAAUGUUUCCAAAAGCAUUCCUGCGUCAUCUCGGUCGUUUUACCCCACCAGAAAAAUUUUGUACAAUCACGUUCUCAAGUAUACUUACCAAACACGAGCCAGUAAGAUAGAUCAAGUUGCUUUACAAAAAAAAAUUGAAGACUGGGAUGCUUCUGUUCCUGGUAACUAUUAUUAUCGUUGGCAUAAUGAAAGUAUGUCACAGACCUUCAUGUUAUGUGUUCAAUUAGAAGAGCAUCAACAUUUAUUGAAAAGAUACAGAUCUGUAGUAUUGUUGGAUGCGACGUAUAAAACAAGCCGAUAUGCAUUGCCUUUAUUUAGUCUUGUUGUAAAAACAAAUGUUGGCUACAUUGUAUGCGGCAUUUUUAUAAUUCAGUAUGAAAAUAGCAAAAGUAUCGCGGAAGCUCUCAAUGUAUUUAAGCAGUGGAAUUCUGAAUGGGUGCCGGAAUAUUUUAUUGUAGAUUUUUCGGAGGCGGAGAUGAAUGCAAUUGAGAGUACAUUUACUUUUGUCAAAAUUUAUAUUUGCGAUUUCCACAGAGAACAAAGUUGGACAAGGUGGUUUUCCAAAAAAGAAAAUGUGCAAGACUCUUCUGAUUCCGAUAAACUGAAACUACUAUUUCGUAAAUUAGCUACCUCAAAAACGGAAACAGAAUUCGAAAGUAACUUGCUGAUACUUAUGAAUACUGAAGAAUACACUAGGAAUCCAAAAGUGGAAAAAUACUUGAAAAACACUUGGUUACCUCAUAAAGAUAAGUGGACUCAGGCGUUUUUUGAUCAAAAAUAUUCGGUCAUCAUAAGGACAAACAAUGGUAUAGAAUCUCAAAAUAAACUGAUAAAGUAUUCGUACUUGAAGCUUCAUGUAGAUAAAUCACUCUGUGGUGUAUUGGAUGUUCUCAUUACUGAUUUUUUUAUUGAUGAAAUCAAAAAAUACCAAGUAGCAAACAGUCGCCUUAGUGAAAAUUGCAAGCAAUAUGACAAAGAAAUCCCAGAAUACCUGCAUAAUAGGCCUGUUGAUUUCAUCAGACACGAAUAUGCUCGAUAUGCGUCUGGUAAAACCUUCGAUAAAGAUGAUAUUAGUGUGUUGAAUAAUGCAGAAUCAUCUAAAUGCAUCUGUCUGGUUAGAAGCGAAGAAUCGCCAACGAACUUUUAUUAUAUUGAUUUUGAUGUUCCUAAUUGUACAUGUGAAGAUUUUUUUAGGCAUUUUUUCCCAUGUAAGCAUAUGUUUGCUGUGUUUCAAUUUUUACCUGAGCAGUUUUCCUUUGAAAAGUCUUUACCUCCAUCCUAUUUGAAUAGUCCGUUCUUGACUAUUGAUGAAAAGUUUUCUUUUUUUGAGACAGAGUUUUAGUCUAAUUCUGGUACAUCUGCUGAUGAAACAACUAAUGGUGUUCCAUCAUCAAGGGUGUCCAGUUUAGAUUUGGUUGCUACUGAUACCUCUGUUGAUGGGACAAAUGUGGAUGUUCCACUGGCAGAUGUGUCAGAAUUAGCCAAAAAUUCUGCUUCAAAAGAGAGGCUUUCUCUUCUCAAAAAAUUGAAAGAACAAGCCAAAGAUAUUUCCGAUAAAGUUUUUCUAAUCCCAAGGUGCUCGCAAUCCAAUUGUAAUGAUGAUCUCCUUAAUCUUGUUCAAAAAAUGUCAGAAAUUCAGCUCUUAAUUAAUUCUCAAAUUUCCGUUGAACCUAGCAGUAGUAUUGCUAUUAUACCUCGUGAGUAUCAGCCAAUGAGUGUAUCUGAUUUGCCGAAGAAAAAAAAAAAAUCCUCCAAACCUAAAGAUUCCAAAGAUGGAAAUUAAUAAUGACUAAUUAA
Molecule: messenger RNA, 4576 nt
Organism: Planococcus citri (citrus mealybug)
Lineage: Eukaryota; Metazoa; Arthropoda; Insecta; Hemiptera; Pseudococcidae
Exons: 4
Coding region: 2010-4121 (703 amino acids)
Molecular function (GO): DNA-binding transcription factor activity; zinc ion binding
Source: RefSeq, a predicted model, not a curated record